Dermacentor andersoni is the source of this 6571-nucleotide messenger RNA. RefSeq names its product ATP-binding cassette sub-family G member 1-like. Gene Ontology annotation, cellular component: plasma membrane. Gene Ontology annotation, molecular function: ABC-type transporter activity; ATP binding; ATP hydrolysis activity. The record is from RefSeq and is a predicted model, not a curated record. Gene Ontology annotation, biological process: transmembrane transport. Lineage: Eukaryota; Metazoa; Arthropoda; Arachnida; Ixodida; Ixodidae.
CGCAGUCAGUUGAGCCCUUCGGAAAGCAAACAAUUGCUCUUGUGGAGGAACGAAAUAAAGUAGAAGAGGGACGCGAUGACGCCGUCAGCGUGCGAGAGCUCCCCGUAGCUUUGUCAGUGAUGCUGAGUAAAUCCUUGUGAACACCCGUGCCCCCUUGAAACUGUAUGGCGAUCUCCUUAAAGUAGCGGUCUAGUACUAAAAUUCCUAGCCGUUUGCGUUGGCUUCCAGCGAUCCAGAUUGAACAGCGGAUAUCCAGGGAUCCCAGAAUGACAAUCACCUUCAAUCGAAGCGGCACCAAUGGUUUUGUCAGCUUUGACUCAUACUGCGGAGACAGCGAAGCUUUGCGCCCACGAAGCUGCAAUGCUGUGUCUCUAGAAUGGAAAAACAUCAAAUAUGAAGUGCCAGUCGAGAAAGGCAAAAGAGUGCUUAUCAACCAAAUGUACGGAAGGUGUGCUCCGGGUACGCUUACUGCGAUUAUGGGGCCCUCCGGUGCCGGGAAAACAACGCUUAUGAACAUCCUUUCUGGACAUUAUGACACAGGAUAUGAGGGUGAAGUGCAAGUCAACGGCUGCGUGAGGGACACAAAACUCUUCAAUAUGCAAAGCUGCUACGUCAUGCAAGAUGAUUGCAUCCUGCCAGAACUAACCGUACGUGAAGCCCUAAGCAUGAGUGUCCAGCUACGCACGCCAUCGAUUAGAAGCUCGACAAGACGCGAAAUUGUGGAUGAUGCCAUCCAGCGGUGGGGCCUGACAGAGUGCCAGAAUACAAGGGCCAGCUAUCUCUCUGGAGGCCAAAGAAAAAGGCUUGCCAUAUCACAAGAGCUCAUUAGCAACCCUCCUGUCAUCUUCCUGGACGAGCCCACCAGCGGACUAGACAGCAGCUCAGCCCUAAGGUGCGUUCUGGUGCUGCGGUCAUUAGCCGCAUGUGGGCACACCGUGUUGUGUUCGAUUCACAACCCCAGCGCAACACUGUUCUCACAUUUUGACAAGCUGUACAUGAUCUCGGAAGGAAUGUGCAUUUACAAUGGUCCCGUCGACAAAUUGCUGCCGUUUCUGGCCGCUCAGAAUCUCCGCUGUCCGAUACAUCAUAAUCCAUCUGACUUCAUUACAGAGAUAGCGUCCGGAGAGCACGGGGAGCUUAGCAAACAGCUAGCAAGGUCCUUUAAACCUGGCAUCCUUAUUGACAACGGCAAGAACAACUUUGACCAUCCGCAACUUACACAAUAUGGUGGAAGAGUGAUGACAGAUGCGGAAAAGCAACAAGAACGUGACAUGUACAAAAUAAACGCAAGCGCUUUUCUGCAGUUCGGCGUACUCUUGAAACGGUGCUUCUUUUGCUUAUUCAGAAAUAAGGUUGCGUCGCAGCUUCGCAUCUUGGCGUACUUGUUCUUUUCUGCUCUCCUAACCAUGAUGUACUACGGAAUCGGGAACAGAGCCACCCGUGUAAUGAAUAAUGCCGCCAUGUUUGUCGUGGCCCUGGCAAUCAUCCUUUUCCAGUCCAUUAUGCCGACAGUAUUGAUAUUCCCUACAGAGCUCAGUGUCUUACUGAGGGAACAUCGGAACUGUUGGUACAGCCCAAGCAUGUACUACGUCGCUAGAAUCAUCACUGAGAUGCCUUUUACGGUUGGCGGGCCUCUGAUUAUGAUGUGCAUCCUGCAUUGGUCCACCGCCCAGCCGCCCGAGUUCCAUCGCAUCGCCGCCGUCGUCCUGCUAGCCGUGCAGACAUGCGCCACGAGCCAGGCCAUCGCGCUUGUCGUCUCAGCUGCCAGCAGCAUGCAGACUGCCCUCUUCAUGGCCCUGCCGGCAGCGGCGCCAUCGUUUCUCUUCUGCGGCUACUUCGUCCAGGUGCGCCACCUGCACCCGGCCUUCGCCUGGAUCACGUACACGUCGCACGUUUACCACGCCCACCAAGGAAUACUGCAUGCCAUCUACGGGCACGGGCGCGAAGAGCUCGACUGCGACGACGACAGCUUCUGCUUUUUGAGCGACCCGCGCGAAAUCCUGGACAAAUUGGACGCGCAGCACGCCUACCUCUCGGUCAAGUUCUCUAUACUGCUGGGCAUGGACCUUUUCCUUAAGGUCAUCGCUUUCUUCGUGCUCAAGUGGCGCCUGCGACGGAAGCGAUAAUGCCGCCGCUUGUACUUACCGCUUGCUUUUUGCAAGAAAAGACCAUCAGGGCAUAUCAGCGCGAACAAAAACGGUUCUCGGUUUAUACAAAGCUGUUAGGCCCACUUAAGGUGGAAACCGCGGGCCACGUGACAGCUCGUGAUAAGAGGGCAACUUGUAAGCAGUGAUAGCAGUACAGAAAUACCAUCUUUCAUUGAAAAGUAUAAAAUGACUGAGUAAACACUUAGCUGCAAGGUUCUCGAAACAGCCUUUUGUCAUGGCUUGUUAUUCUACGUGUAAAUGAAAGAAGUUAGCUCAUUGUAAACAAAAAUUUGCUUACGUUUCAAUUUGGAUCAUUACGUUUCUCCCCAAAUGAAGCGCAUUUUUAAAGAAACGAUUACCUGCAUUGCACAUAAGACUACCAUUAAAUCAGUUCGCAGAGGUUUUGCGAUGAGAAAAAGGAAGCAUAGACAAAAAGAACAUGCCCCCACCAAGACUUCCAGUGAAACGCUACAACCUUUAGAUACAAACUACUUUAUUUUAGAAAAAAAACAGCGAUAGCCAACCAGCUGACCAGGCUGUACUUUUCUUUUUCUAGAAAGCACUGAGCUUUACGGUGGUUUUUCAUAAUACUCACAGCACGGGGGCACACUCUCGGCGCUAAGUAGUGCGCACAUUGGAGACAUAAUUGACGAGUAAUGCGUACCCUGCCAUGAUUGAUGCGCCAGCAGGACCAGCACGUUUUAUUUAUUUUUUUCUCCAUGUUUCCUUUCCUGUCUUUUUUAUUUUUUUUUUUACUGCGAGAAGUGUUCACGAGCAAGGGCAAUCGUUCUAGUUUCGUGGCACGAAAAAAAAAAAGAUAGGUAGGCGCGCGAAACAAGGACACAAGAAGAACGAGAGGGACAACACAGAUGCAGGCUGCCCUCGUUAACCUCACGUUCUUGUUUUUCACGCCUACAUUCUCGUGCCAUGAAUCCCCGCGAAAUUCUUCAGUUUUCUCUCGUACACAGGUGUUCGUCGCGCUUUUGAGAAGCAUGGAAACGUAGCGAAAAGUAAAGGUAACUUAGCCGAACAGGUUUGCCUGCGGUGCGUGAACCAACGAUCGUACAGUGUCAUGCUGCAGCAUUAGAGCGACUGCUCGGCAGCCUCUUUUUCCGGUCUAGUAACUUGAUAAGCACAGCACAGACACUUGAUAAGAUGUUCAUAUAACACGGUCACUGUGUGGUGCACAUUUCGUGUAAGUGAGCAGAUAAUAGUUACAUCGGGUGCUGUGGGACACCUAUACGACUCUUCGUCUGGCCUACUUCGUGCUCCAAAACACAAAUGCAUAUUUUUCGCACAAAGCACAAAUUGAUACGCUGUGCUGCCACGUCGGUGCACCUGCGCUCCGGCUAACUGCUCCUUCGGUCCGUAGAAUUUUCUACACACAUUUGCAGAAAAUGCUCUGGCGCUAUCAUCUACGCGAGCUAAAAGUACGGUGGUUGAUACAGCGUAGGCAUGAUCGGCGUUAAUUGGAUUUCGUCCUUUUGGCUUCUAUAAAGGCUUUGCGAGUUCGCAAUUUGAACAUCUUGAACGAAAUCGAAACGCAGGCGGUUACGUUGCGGUAAUUUUUGCAUGUGCACAGAAACUUAUUGCCCUGCCGUGUUUAGAAAACUGUGAUUGCUCAGAAAUUUGGCAGGUAAAGCGAGAAAAGUAACGCCAAAAGAACGUCUGAAGCCACAAGGACGACGAAUAAACAAACACUGGUACAACUAUUCCCUGGUAGCACAACGAUCGCUGCUCCAGAGCUCCCUCUAGAAGUUUCUGUCGAAAAAUAUAUGCGUCAAAUCUACUGGUGCACAUGGUGUGAGCGAUAUUCGCUUCUUCCUUAUGAAAAUCAGCAAUAAGUGCGCCAGCGGUAAAGGCAAACUUAUUAAAAGACAUCUAGGGCACGUCUGCUUAACCUGGUGUGUGCUUUCGACUCCGUUAGUCUGCUGCUGCAUGCAAGCUCCAUGCUUCAUUGAGUUGCGGGCUGGCAUCUUACACAAGUAAGGAGCUUUCAGCAGUUCGUUGAAGUUUUCUCAAACUUCUGGGCAGAUGCACCGAUGAAAUCUUCUCAGGGUCACGUGGAAGUCUAUGCGUAUCGAGAAGUAGGAGCACAUAGAUGCUGUUCGCCGUAAUUGAGUCAGGCUGAUCGCAAAGUCACUUGUGUCUUGGUAUUUCUGACUUGCCUUCUUUCCUAUUUAUUUCGAAAGGCAUAAUCUGCCUUUCUCAAACUUUCAUGUCAGAAUAUCUGGGCUUCGUGCAGUCAUCGCAAAUGCGAGUAACCAAGUUUUAACCCUGUUCGUGAGGUCUUCAAGGUUCUUCGCCUCACUCAAGGAGGACUCCUGAAAUGCCCUGAAAAUUUUCAGCCAAUAGAGAAAUUAUCAUCGUUCGGUGUUUCCACACGAGGUUACAUAAAAACUGACCAAGGUGAACGUCACCUAUUAUGCGUGGUCCACUGAUCGAUGAAGAUAACCAGCCUAAUUUGCAUGACAAAGAUAAUAGCCCGGUUAAAUUCUGAAUUGAGACAACCGGGCCAAAAACAUAUUCAGUUGUUUCUACGCGCAUAUGAAACGUCAUUGCAGCUGCUAUUUCUUUUAUUAAAACCUGCUCAACGACUCACAAUCUUGUGAUGGCAGUAGGACAUUUCCUGCUCUUUUUGAGCUGCCAAACAAAGAACUGACUCGGCAUCCCGGCCCUGCGAAAGUGACUGUCCAGUGAAGCUGUUAAAGAUCACCCCUACAGCUGCAGAGGUGGGUAUGCAAUGUUUUAUUGCUUUAGAGUAAUGGUAGUAAUGGUAAUUUAGAGUAAUUGUAGUAAUGGGAGUAAUCGUAAUUUUGGCAGCACGCCGCCUCUGGUCGUAUCGCAGCUUCUUUUUCCUUUGCCCUUCAACUUAUUCACGCUGCUCGUCGCAGGCUGUCGUCGCUGUGGCAGCUUGCGAAACAGUUAUCUUUAUUGGGUAACGUAUGCGGGGAGCACCUAGGUGCUUUGCAAUAUCCAAUCUCAAUGCAGAGGUGUACCUCAAGGUUCAGUUCUCGACCCGAUUCUUUUUUUUCUCUUUAUACGUAAAUGACUUUCCCAUACUUUGCAGUCAUCUGAUGUACUUAUGUACGCAGAUGACGCAGCAAUGGCAAUUACGCCUGAUAACCCCAUUGAACUUGAAAACAGAACUAAGUCAGAAUUAAAACGCAUAUAAGCAUGGUACUAAGCUAACAAAUUAAAUGUAAAAGCAAAGAAAAAGUACACAGCGUUCCACCCGUGUAGACGAAAUUUAUAUCGUGACUUCUGCAUUACAAUUCCUCUUCACUUGAGUGGACACCUGUCUUCAUAUAUCUCGGAGUGUCGUCGGACUGCCGUUUACACUGGCAGGAUCAAAUUAAUUACGUACCUGCGAAACUGGCACCUAGAUGUAUUAUUCUUUUGCAAGCUCGAAACUACUUUGAUGUUCAUAUAUUGCGCACCCUGUAUUUUGCAUUCAUGCACAAUGUUUUGUCCUACUGCGUCGAAUCCUGGGGUUGGACGUACAAGACAUAUUGAUCCCGUUAUGAAAUAGCAAAAACGAGCACUCAGAAUAACUAACAAAAUCAAAGCAUGGCAAUCCAAGUAAGCCACUCUUUGAUAACUUAAUGAUACUGACAUUUGAUUUCUUACGCCAAUUAAAGAAAGUUACAGUCGUAGCCUCUAUUACACAUCAUAACCAUACCAUUGAUAUGGCAGUAUUUCACACCUCGGAUCUCGUCACCAGAAUUGUUAGUUCUAAACAUUUUAACUUACCCGUAGCAAAAAAUGUAUGUGGACAACGGCUAAUGAAGUUUAUUGCAGCCAAAAUUUGGAAUCAACUUCCGCUUCAUUAAAAGAGCCUUCUCAUUUCCGUCUGUCAUGAAGCGAUAUUUUGCACAAAACAUUUCAGUAGAUUUAACUUUUAUAAUAUGCAUGUAUACUCGCAAUGUGACAAAGAAGAUGUAUGCGUGUUUGUCUCUAACAUUGGCGUGUUAAGAAAACUCCUUUGUAUAUUUUUGUGUUGCCAAUUUUGCUUACAGAUGCGUGCGUGCUCGUGCGCGUGCGUGCCCCCGUUUCCCUGUCUAUUUCGCAUAUUGCCAAAUUUAUGAGACUAUAUGUUAUUUCUACUAGCGUCUCUUUAUUAUACCAAUCAACCUUGUAAAAACUUUUUUUCGUGCUUGCAUUAACACAACUUUUAUGUACUUGGCCAUUUACUAGCCUCCGGCUAUGGGUCAAGACAGUUUUUGUAUAUUCUGCAGUGACGUAAAAUUAAAGAAUAAAUUGAAAUUGAAAAUUGAAAAAAGAAAAUAAUCAGGAGCGCUGCAGCAUCAAUGAUGUGGUUGUAGGGUUUGAAUGCUUCUUAUGUGCUUGCUCUUUAUUGAAACGAAUGCUGUGCUGUAUGUCGUAUACGUGACACUAAAGAAUGUAUGCACUUUCCGCUUCAA